Molecule: messenger RNA, 1281 nt
Organism: Helicoverpa zea (corn earworm)
Lineage: Eukaryota; Metazoa; Arthropoda; Insecta; Lepidoptera; Noctuidae
Product: alpha-(1,3)-fucosyltransferase C-like
Exons: 2
Coding region: 1-1281 (426 amino acids)
Cellular component (GO): membrane
Molecular function (GO): alpha-(1->3)-fucosyltransferase activity
Source: RefSeq, a predicted model, not a curated record
AUGAAGAACAAAAUACAGAAAACCAAAAUGUACACGUAUCACAUAAAAGAUAUGAUGUUCGUCGGGACUUGCAAGAAGAAUCAUCUAAAGGUCGCCUUAUGUAUCGUGUUUGGAAUCAUUGCUUUAGUAGUUCUAAUCAUUCCGCAUGUGAUGACGACGCAUAAGUAUAUACACCACCGAAAACUUACGAGGUACGCGACAGACUUAAAGUAUAUACUCUUUUGGAGCAAAUCGAAGCAUCAGAGAUCACGCUUAGCCCUAAAUAAGCCGAGCGAAUUUUUGCCAGGUCAGAAAAUGUUCAUCAACCAGAAAUGCCCGCACAUCAACUGUUAUAUAACAUACAACAAGGACACAUUAAAUAACGCCGAAGAUUUUGAUGCAAUAGUAUUUGAAAUAGAUGACAUUAUCAAAGUGGAUGUUAACUUCAUCAAUUUGACGAGAUCUCCAGAGCAGUUAUAUAUAUUCAGAUCAUCAGAGACUCCGGAGAAACAUCCAUUAUGUCACCAUGAUUUGGACGACUUUUUUAAUUGGACUUGGACUUAUAAGUUGAGUUCUGAUAUUCCUCAGCCUUUUUUAAAUAUCCAUUACACCAAUCAUUCGAUCAUCGGGCCGGUUACGAAAAUGAAUUGGCAGACUAAAAAAUUAAAGAGAAGUUCAAGUAUCGCUAGUAAAAUAAGGCAUAAGAAAAAGGCUGUUGCUUGGGUGCUGACUAAGUGCAAACUGAAAACGAAACAUCAAGAUUUUAUAAAGGAGUUUAAGAAUGAAAUAAGAGGAUAUAAUUAUACUUUGGAUAUUUAUGGUCCAUGUGGUAAAAAGAAAUGUCCUGGUGGUAGUGCAAUAAAAUGUUAUAAGAUGUUAGAAAGGGAAUACUACUUCGUUAUAGUGUUGGAAGAGUAUUUGACAGAAGAUUAUGUGACCGAGGUCAUGGUCAGCGCGAUGUCGCAUCUAGUUAUACCUAUUGUUUUGGGACCGUCUGAUUAUUCCAAUUUCUUACCUCCUGGCUCCUUCAUCAACGUCCAGGCCUUCGACAUGAGUAAACUAGGUGCACUGAUAGACUACCUCAUCAAAAACCCUGAUAUGUACGAAUUUUUCUUUGAUUGGAAGAAGUACUAUUAUUACACAGUAAGGCCUAGGACCCAGGUUUGUGAUCUCUGCACCAAACUUAACGAAUACAACGGUUCAAAUGUCGUGAAGACGAAUUUCCGAAAAUGGUGGGAUCCAGAAUUUAAAGAUGUCUGCCAAAGAAUGAAGUUGUAUAAGUAUUUUAAUACUGAUGUUUGA